UCCUAGAGGCCUUGGUAGUUUGUUGUGCGUAGAUAGUACCUGUGGCAGAGCAGACGUACCCAGAUAGUCUAAAGAGGCCUGGAUUCCUGCUGGUGACACGAUGCAAGCUUACGUGCCCCCGAACAUGAUGACAGCCGUCUCCCCAGGCCCCCCAGCUCUGGCUGCAAGCGAACAAAGCAGGGUCCCCAGAGUGGAUACCUCCAGGGUCCAAGGAAGGGUCUUAAGAGGACAUGCUGAUGACCUAGAUUCUUUCAGGCAGAAGUUCAGGUGGUUUUGUUACUCACAAGAAGAAGGACCCAGAAAAACCCUGAAUCAACUCUGGGAGCUCUGCAAGCAAUGGCUGAGACCAGACAUUCACACCAAAGAGCAGAUCUUAGAGCUCUUAGUGUUCGAGCAGUUCCUGAGGGUUUUGCCUGGAGAGAUGAGGGUCUGGGUGACUUCUCAGCGCCCUGAGAGUAGUGUGGAGGUGUUAACCCUGGUAGAAGAUUUGAACCAAACACUUGAAGAAAGGGAAGAUCUUAGCACUCAAGAUUCUGCUGUUUGCAAAGCGGAAGAUUUGGGAGAAGAGAUGGUGGCUGUUCCUCCAAACACGGAGCCACGUGAACCUGUAACAUUUGAGGAUGUGUCUGUGGACUUUACCAGAGGAGAGUGGAAGAUGCUGGAGUCGUCUCAAAGGGAGCUGUAUAAGGAAGUGCUGCUGGAAACCUUGAAGAACCUAGAAUUUUUGGGCCUUCCAGUUUCCAAAUUUGAAUUGAUUUCCCAGCUGAAGUGGGUUAAGUUGCCAAGGGUACUGGAAAAAGAAAUUUCUGAAGGCCCCAGACCAGAAGCUGAGUCUAGAAGUGAAUUGGAUGCCUUUAUGGAAGACUUCACUUUAGAGAAAACAGUAGAAUACUGCUUCAGUGAUGAUGGUUAUGGCUUGAAGGCAGAAUUCCAGAAACGACAUGGCAAAUCCAAGAAAGAUCAUAGCAAGCACAGUAGCCAUCAGAGUAAAGAAACUCCCUCUGGAAAGAAUUCCAAACAAACUUCUGACACAAUCAAACAUCGGAGCACCUGCUUAACAAAGAAGUCUCAGAGGUCUAAGGAAGGCAAGAAACCCUACAUCUUUCAUUCAGAUCUUGUGAACCGCAAAGAACACAGUGUAGUAAAGUUAAGGAAAUGCAGUGGAAAUGAGAAAGACUCACGUCACUCUUCAUCUCUUAGUGACCAUAAGAGACAACCGAGAAUUGGUUCGUUGAGUAAGACCCAGAAGUGUAGUAAAUGUGGAGUAGCCUUUACUCAAAGCUCAUGGUAUCGUAGUAAAACCUCUCAAUGUGAAAAAUGCCAGAAGAAUUUAGUUCAAGGUGAAACCUCAAAUAAAGACAAAGGACCUGAAACUGAAGAGCCCAGUAAGUGUAAAAAAUGUGGGAAAGCUCUUGGCUAUAGUUCAAAACUCUCUGUGUGUGUUGAGUGUAGAAAAGCUCACAGAGCUAGCCCAUCAGUUAAACCACAUAAAAAAACUAACAAAAAAGGAAAGUCUUACAAGUGUGAUGAAUGUGGAAAAAGUUUUUCUGGUUUAAACGCUGUCGAUAUACAUCGAAGAACUCAUACUGGAGAAAAGCCCUAUGAAUGUAAACACUGUGGGAGAUCCUUCAAUGACUACUCAUCAUAUUGUCAACACCAGAGAAUUCAUACUGGAGAGAAACCAUAUAAGUGUAAUGAGUGUGAUAAAUCCUUCACUCACAGCUCCUCUCUUUCAAAGCAUCAAAGGAUACACACUGGAGAGAAGCCCUAUAAGUGUAAGGAUUGUGGAAAAGCCUUUAGACAGAAUUCUUGCCUUACCAGACAUCAGAGAACCCACACUGGAGAAAAACCAUAUGUGUGUAAGGACUGUGGAUCAUCUUUUAGCCUUUUUAGUACUAUCAUCUAUCAUCAGAGACUUCAUGCAGGAGAAAAACCUUACAAAUGUACCCACUGUGAUAAAGCCUUCCCUACUCAUUCCCGCCUCAGUCGUCACUUGAGAUGUCACACUGGUGAAAAACCAUACAAAUGUAAAGAAUGUGGGAAAACUUUCAGACAGAGUUCAUCCCUUAAUUUACAUCUCCGAAGUCAUACUGGAGAGAAACCCUACAAAUGUGAUUAUUGUGGAGCAACCUUUACUCGGAGCACAAUCCUUAUUGAACAUGUAAAAACUCAUACUGGCGCACAAUAUGAAUGUAAAAAGUGUGGUAAGAAAUCUAAGAGUCGGUCAGCCCAUCUUAAACAUCAGUGUACUGAGUAAUUCUGGGACUGUAGUGAGUGGAGGGUAGGUGAAUUCAGAUUGUGCCCUUAUUUAAACACUUGACAUAUAAACUACCCGAAUCAUUGACUAGAAGCAUCAACUUCAAUGGGUUUACAAGUAGGAACAGCCUUCUUCCCCUUUGGUCUCUCAUCUUGAGGGUGGUCAGUGUUGAUUAGAGUUGGUAAAGUUAGGUUGAUGUGAAGAAAGCAUGUGAAGAGAAAUGAUUCUGAAAAGCCAAACUUACGUUUGAAAGACUCUUCGGGGAUUUCUCUCUUUGGCUUCCUUCCACAGCCAUCCAGUGUAAUGGAAAGGGACUGUAUGCCUGAACUUUAGUAACAUAGGCUCUCUCCCCGUUUGCCAACCAACCAGUGUGUCACCCUAAACAAGUCAUUUGGACCUUCUCAAUUUUAGUUUCUUUACCAGUAGAGUGAAGAGAUGACAUUAAUGAUUUCUAAGUUUUCUUUUUA
Molecule: messenger RNA, 2724 nt
Organism: Peromyscus eremicus (cactus mouse)
Lineage: Eukaryota; Metazoa; Chordata; Mammalia; Rodentia; Cricetidae
Gene: Znf483
Product: zinc finger protein 483
Exons: 5
Coding region: 101-2257 (718 amino acids)
Biological process (GO): negative regulation of transcription by RNA polymerase II
Molecular function (GO): DNA-binding transcription repressor activity, RNA polymerase II-specific
Source: RefSeq, a predicted model, not a curated record